Messenger RNA from Diabrotica balteata, 6990 nucleotides. The record is from the annotation of a GenBank genome assembly. NCBI's taxonomy places the organism in Eukaryota, Metazoa, Arthropoda, Insecta, Coleoptera, Chrysomelidae.
GAUAAAAGAAGAUAACAUACCUGGUAAUUGAUGAUGUGAUACCGAUUUCUUAAAAAUAAUAACAGGAUGACGAAGAGCCAGUUGUCUUUUAGGCUUCGACAAAAUGCACCGCAACAAACUCGUAGGGAAUCCCGCGAUAAAAGUCACAAAAAACCUCAAAAACCACCACCAAAUAAACCAGCAGAAGUUUCUAGCAGUCCCGGGUUAAUAUUUCCAGCAAGCGAUACAGCUUUUAAAACACUUCUAUCAGCAAGAUUUUGCGCUGCAAUAUGGUCACACAUAUCAGAUUGUGAUGAAACUUUUAAUUACUGGGAACCUAUGCAUUACUUAAUUUUUGGUAAAGGCCUGCAAACUUGGGAGUACAGUCCACAGUUUGGACUGAGAUCCUACUUUUAUUUAAUGCUACAUGCAGCACCUGCUUGGAUAUAUCAUAAAUUGGUACAACCCAAUCCUUUACUAAUGUUUUAUUUUGUUAGGUGCAUAUUAGGAGUCAUAUGUGCAAGUUGUGAAGUUUAUUUUUAUAAAUCUGUUUGUAGAGAAUUUGGGGUUCACAUUGGUAGAAUAUGUCUGGCAUUUCAGUUGUUCUCAGCUGGCAUGUUUAUUUCUAGUACAUCCUUUUUGCCAUCCAGUUUUGCCAUGUAUACAUUUGCAGCAGCAUGUGCGUCUUGGUGGCAGCAAAAAUAUGCCUUAGCGAUAUUUUUUACUGCACUUGGAUCCUUGUUAGGUUGGCCUUUUGCAGCCUUACUGGGUGUUCCAAUAGCUUUUGAUAUGUUAGUCAGAAGAAAACUGUACCUGGAUUUUGUAGCAUGGUCUGCAUUAUGCGCUCUAGUCAUUUUAGUACCGAUGGUCGUUGUAGAUUCAAUGCUUUUUGGUAAAUUAAUUAUAGCUCCUGUAAAUAUUGUGCUAUAUAAUGUAUUUGGGGGAGCAGGACCAAAUCUUUAUGGUACUGAACCGUUUACCUUUUAUCUCAUCAACGGUUUUGUAAACUUCAAUUUUAUUUGGAUUUUCGCUCUAUUGAGUCCUAUAGCAAUAACCUUAAACUACUUCUGUGUGCCAGCUAAGAAUAAAUGCACGGUGUACCUACCAUAUUGGCUGUCAUUGAGUCCUUUAUAUUUAUGGCUUCUUGUUUUUAUGAUUCAAGAACACAAAGAAGAAAGAUUCCUUUAUCCAGUGUAUCCCCUUAUUUGUCUUAGUGGAGCCAUCACUGUUGAUAUAAUCCAAAAAUUGUGGUUUAGAAUAUUGAACUUAAUACAGAAAAUGCCUCAAGGGACACAUUAUCUGGAUAAGACUAUGUUUAUAAUGUUUCUAAGCAUAAUGUUGACAUCUUUACUGGGUAUAUCAAGGAUACUAUCUCUUCAUCGAAACUAUCAUGCAUCUAUCGAUUUGAUGAUGGAAUUAAAUAAGUAUCCCGUAGAACAAAAGAUUUCCGAAAGAGCUCAGAUUAAUGUUUGUUAUGGAAAAGAAUGGCACAGAUAUCCAAGUUCCUUCUUUUUGCCAAAUGUUAACUGGAAUAUUAGGUUUAUAAAGUCAGAAUUUGACGGAAUGUUACCGGCGCCUUACUCAGUGGGCGACAACGCUACCAGCAUCGUCCACGAAUACUUCAACGACCAAAAUCGAGAAGCCCCCGAGCUCUACUUUGAUAUUAACAAGUGCCACUUUCUCGUGGACACAGACUUAGGCAAAGAGACCGCACUGGAACCCAAUUACGCAAACCAGAAGGAUCGAUGGAAAGUGAUUAAGACUCAUCGUUUCCUAAACCAGUCCAAAUCGCAUCCACUUUUUAGGGCGUUUUAUAUUUUGUAUUGGUCCGAUCGGUAUGUCACUUUUAGCAAUUUUAGUCUAUUGCAGUCGACUAGAUUAAAAAUAAAAUAACAAACAGUAAAAAAGAAGCUAAAAGAUAAGGCUGGUGUUAUGACAAUAGUACCACAUAUGUUAUGAAUUUCUACUGUUUAUUUUGGUAAGAUUCGCGAUGCAAAUUCUUCACACUUUUAUACUAAAAUAGCUUAGUGGUCGAAAAAUAGCGAAAAAAAAAAUAUUUUUCCCAAUUAAUUUGUAAGUCAUAAAUAAUUUUUCUAUUCAUAAAUUAUUUUAUCUGUCGUAUUCACUUUUGGUCAUACGUUUCUUCCAAUGAUUUCUAUUCAAUGAUUUGAGGCGUAUAAAACAGGUAUAUUGGCCCUAUUUAUUAUUUAUCGUAUGACACCUGACACAUUUACAUUUAAAUUUACAUAUAUUUUGUAUAAAACAUAAUACAUGUUUACAAACGAACAUCUAACUUAUUUAUAUAGUCUAUCGACCUGCCAUGAUGGGAUCUUGUGGAACACUGUUCUGUGACGUGACAGAUGGUUUGUGGUUGUCCGCAGUCACAGAGUGGGGAAGGUUGUUUACCACAUUUGUGUAUCAUGUAACCGCAUCUGCCGUGUUGGGUUCUGAUUCGGUUGAGCAUAGUCCAUGUGUUGCGUGGUAAGUCAAAACUUGGUGGUUUUUGUGAUGCAGGGUGCUGCUAUUUUGUCGUUUCAUCUAUUCUCGAGUCCAAGUGGUCGAUAAGUUGAACUGAUUUUCCACAGCAUUUUGUGCUGUUUUUAUUGGCAAGACGGUUACCGCUGGCAGCAUCUACAUCUUGAUGGAUUGGCAGGAUCUCGUUACUAAGUAUCUUUCUGUACUCACUAGUGAGGGAGUGUAUGCGUCAUAGUUUGGGCGGUGGAAGUACUGGAAGCCAUUGCGUAGGGGUGGAUUUGAUAACGCCGGGAAUUAUUCUCAUUGUAUUGUUCAAUUGGACAUCUACUUUGUGUAUAUGUGGGCUGUUAGCCACACUGAAUAGCAGUAUUCCGCGGUUGAGAAGACCAGGUUCAUGGCAGAUGAUCGCAAGGUGGAAGCCGAUGCUCUCCAUGUUGUGCCGCACAGCUUCUGGAUAAUGUUGUUUCUGGAUUUAAUUUUUUCGGCUGUUUUUCACAGAUGUUCCUUGACAGAUAGGGUUCUGUCAAGAGUCACUCUAAGGUAAUUUGGUGUUUUAUUGUAGGCAAGUAUGGUGUUUUCUUUAUCUACUUUCCCACUGUGUGUACGUCCGUCGUGAGGAUUUCUUCUGUUUCUUCAAAUGACUUACACCUUGUUGUAAGUGCUCAGUCAUUGGAGUAACCAAACUUCCUUGAUUUGGUUUCUGCUAUAUCAGCUAUUCAUAUCAGCAUUCGUUUGAAUCCCUCUAUAUCGUUGAAAUACUAAGCACCACAAUAUCGCAAAAUACUCUAUCUUAAUUAACUGGAAAGUAGCGGAGUUGUGUAACCUUUUGUUUCGCCAAAAACUGUUGCACAAGAUUCAAUAAAUGUGCUGGUGUAUGUGUGAUUAAUAAAACAGCUAUUGCUUGCCUAAAAAUAAGCCAAUUGUAUUCUGACGCACUUUUUGUAGCACUUAAACUUAAAAUAUGUGUUGAUUGUCACAUCCCUUGGAGCGUAUUCAAGCUACACAGCACAAGCUGCAUGGACGUCUUCCAUUGUGAACUUUAUUUUUGUACCAUCAUAACCGUAAACUCAUACCUGAGUUUUGGAAUGAAUUUGGCACACAUUCGAUUCAUUUACAAAUUUCCUGUUACAAUUUUCUUGUGUGGUCUGCACUUUAUAGCAAAGCUAGUUGUUUCUUUUCAAAGUAUUUCUCAGUGUUUUUUCAUUUGUCAACUGUCACACACCUGUUUCCCUAAUUUCUCCUUGACUUUCCCGAGGUUGAUCUAAUGGGCAGCAGUUUUUACAUCUGCCAUUGGUACAGCCAAACUUUUCAUAUUAAUGAAUAAUUGCCAAUACAGAUUUUUCUAAGAGUAUUUACCUAUGUAAGAGUAUGUACAGAAUGGCCCUAGUAAAGUGCCAUUUUAUUGUUUGUACUCUUUCUACAAUUGUGUAAAUAGUCGGCAUAUUGAAUUUUGAUUAUCACACCUUGCUACUUUUAAAAUAAAUGAGAGAUACACUUGAAACAGUGUAAUUGGAUCGAAAAUAAUCGGUUUUAGGUAUUGUUUGAUAUAUCGCUAUGAUGGGGGCGUUCAUGCACAAUGUGGAGGAGAUACUAGGGGAAAACGAUUGUGAUAUUUAUCUAUCAAGUUAAUGUAUCUUUGUUAGAUAUCUCGCUGAUUUUGUAAUACUCAUAAUUUUUUCCGAACCUUUAUAUUGUUUUUAUGAUGCUUUAGUAAGGUAACCAUUAAAAGAAUUGAGUGGUUUAUAGCUCCUACCUCAUUUCAAAGCUCUUGUUUUAAAAAAGCCCAAGAUUACCAAAUUAUUACGGAUAGUUCAUAUUCUUUUUUUAUAGGGUAGAAAUUUAAUAUAGAGCUGACACAAGUACUUUCAAAUGAGGUAAAGCUUGCCAUAUAAUUCAAUAAUUUUUAAAAUGGUGCUCUUCCGCCAUUUUGAUUGUUUACAACACUAAAACAACUUAGAAACAACGUACAGCUAGCUGCCUUACGUUUGUUUAUGGAUGAUUAUUGUCAAAACACUGUAUCUGUAAUUAGUUUAUAUAUGUAGAUUGAUUUGUAACAUAUGAUAAUAUAGUGUAACAAUAAUGAACAGGAUAAUACAGAGCUCUAUGCUUCAUUCAGCAAGCGAGGUAGAAGAGGAAAAUGAUCAUAAAGAUGUGCCGGUUUAAUAAGACAUGUUUAUAUAUUUCAAGGCUAACAAGUUUUUUAAUAUCAAUUAUCAAUACGACUAUUAGUAUGCUUUGAGCCAACAAAUCGGCAAAAGAUUAAUUUAAACGAUUCUCUUCUUCAAGUUUCAAUUGGAUCUACUACUAGAAUUCCACAGCCUCUAGUCGAUGAAGGUGUGUUUUUUGUAUUUGUACAUCUAUUUUGUAUUCUUGUAUCACUCGUGUAUUAAGUAAAAGUGCUAUCCGCGUGGGUGCUACUAUCUACUCCUAUACCAUUCAUUGUCUUUAUGACUCAUGUGGAGUGUUGUCAACUAUUCACCUUUUUUGCUCAAAGCAUCCUUUAGUUCAUUGUACCACUGCAAUUUCUGUCAACUUUCUCACUUGGUACGUAUGCUGACAGAAGUAACGAGAUCAUUAUCCAACAACAACAAAAAGAGUCGAAUCGAGUUACAUAUACUAUAUCAGAAGCCAUUUCAUAAUGGAUAAAAUAAAGAUAACAUCACAAUAAACACCACUACUAUAUCAAUUAAACUUUUCUUUAGAUUUUCAUGCCAAAAAUAUUUUUGAAACCAAAAUUAUGUGACUGACUCCUUUAUGUUAACGCGUUGCAUUCUUAAACGCUAACGAUAUGUUAUUGAUAGGUGCUGAGAGUAUUUUUUUUUGUAAACCGUUAUAACUGUGAUUGGUUUCUUGUUGACAGAAUACAUUUAUAAAGGUUUUGCUAAAUUUUGUCUUUCUUAAUUCGUGAGGCUCAUAGGCGUCGUCAGAACUAGAUCAUUAAUGUUUCAUCCAUAAUGCUAAGAGAGUCACAUGUGCGUCUUUGAUUUUUAAAUUGCAGAUUUUUGAAAGAAACAUUUACUGGAAAUUUUAAUAGAAAACAUAUUACAAUAAUAAUAUUAAUAAUUACAAAUUAUUAUCGUUAUAAAACUGUACAAAACAAUUUCCAAAAUAAAGGCCAAGUUUUUCAGGACAGAAGCUGCACUCAAAUAUCGUCUUUUCUUGAAAUUAUUCUUUGAACAUACCUUACAUCUUUUUCUCUUUAUCCGACCUUUACUAUCAACAUUUAAAAUUAUUGAAAUGUCGUGCUUGUCUGUUGUUUGUAUGCUGGAGUAACCAAUACUAUUUCAAAAAUUUUUUAAAGAUCCACUCCACUUUCCUACUAAAAUGCCAUAUUUGUAUUGCCCUAUUGUCUGCCCUUGUGCUAGUUUAGCUUCUGGAAGCUAAAAGAAAGAUAUGGAAGACCAGUCCCUGGAACAUCUACUAAUAACCCAGAAGAUUUGGUAAAAUUAAAAUUUUGCAUUCCAAUAGGAGAACUAGAAGCCUUCAUAUCAAUGCUUAGUUCACUUGAAAUUUCUACUGCUUUUCUUUGAAUAAUUUUAUCAGAAACAAUAUUAUUUUUUAACCCCAAUUUACGAAGCAAAUCGAAAAUAAUUUGAUUUAAUACAGCACCCGAGAAGAAAUUACCGAAACAAAAGACAAUCGAAGAAGGUAAUGGAAACAUUCUAAAAGGAGAAAAAGAAACAAUAAGGACAUAGACAGAGUAUUUUUUCUUAUGUAUAUAAUAAUGCCGUGGCUGCUCUAGCAGGACCAACCUGUCACUUCUGGACCAGCUUCAUAUAAACGACAGGCUAAUAAAAAAAAAAAAAAAUAAACCGAGAAUACCUAAAUUACUUUAGCCAUAAGAACUAUGGAACUAUUGGUAGUAGAAGGAAAGGUAGAACAUGUUUUUGAGAAACGCUUGAUAAAUAAAGUUAACAGAUAGUUUCCUCUACAAACUCUUCCAAAAAGUAAACUUUUAUACACAAGGGUAUUUAUGCUAGACAAUACAAAACAUAGGUAUCUUAAAAUUCACAUAUCUUGACGGUCAUAGUCGUGAUUAGCAUACAACGUGUUAAGCGUUUAGCUGCUAAAAAUGGUCUAAACUGUUCACUGAAGAUACAUACAAAUAGAUACAUGAAUUCCUUUUAAUGUAUCAUUUUCUAUAUCUAGACUGGUUCGUAUAUAUACUCUACCUAGCUAGAAGAAUGAAGUAUAACAUCUUUCCAUAUUCCAACUUUUAUACAAUAAAACAUAUUUUCAUUUGCUACGUACAUUGUAGAAGUUUACUAUUGUGAUAUCACCAUUUUUUUUAACUAUUUAGGCUACCCAAAUGUAUACUGAUUUUUUUUAAAGUAGCUCUAAAAGACUGACAGAUUUAUAGAGUACCAAAAUGUGAACUAUAAGUUCAAAAGUACUGUUAGCUCUGAAUGAGAUUAAUAAUUGAAAAUAAAUGUUAAUAAGAAGGGUAAAUAUAAAAUUAUUGUUAUGUGCAAUUUUUGUUACUUUUUUUUCAUACAACUUUUGUAUGUUUUGUUAAUAAAUGUUAUUCAACAGUGA